Molecule: messenger RNA, 1539 nt
Organism: Lodderomyces theae
Lineage: Eukaryota; Fungi; Ascomycota; Pichiomycetes; Serinales; Debaryomycetaceae
Gene: DAL7
Product: Dal7p
Exons: 1
Coding region: 1-1539 (512 amino acids)
Biological process (GO): transmembrane transport
Cellular component (GO): membrane
Molecular function (GO): transmembrane transporter activity
Source: RefSeq, a predicted model, not a curated record
AUGACUGAAGCCCAUUUACUAUCCACAUCAAACAAAAUGGACAAGGAAAAAUUGCACGAAGUGGUGAGCGCAAUACCAGAGGAACACAAUGCCGCCGGGUACGAGCUAUAUGAAAAAGCCCAAGAUAUCUCCACCGAUGAAGACUUGGAGAUUUACAAAAGAGUAUUGCGCAAAGUGGAUUGGAGAAUCGUUCCAUUACUAUGCGUCACUUACACGUUACAGUUCUUGGACAAAUUAUCUUUAAACUACGCGUCGGCAUAUAGUUUAAAAGAGGAUUUGAAUCUCGUUGGACAACGGUAUUCGUGGGUGGCUGCCAUUUUCAACUUUGGAUACUUGUUUUGGGCCAUACCGGGCAACUACAUCAUUCAACGACUCCCCGUUGCAAAAUACACUGGGUUUCUCCUAUUCACUUGGUCCAUAAUCUUGAUUGGACACGUGGGGCUCCACAACUACGGCGGUGCGUUGGUCAUUAGGUUCGUUUUGGGGAUGUUUGAAGCCAGCAUCAGUCCGUCGUGCAUGAUCAUAUGUGGGUCAUUCUACACCAUUAAGCAACAGCCAAUACGCAUGUGUUUGUUUUUGUCGUUUAAUGGGGUUGCCACUAUGGUGGGAGCAUUGUUGGGAUUUGGAUUGGGACAUGCGACUCAUGCAAGUAUCAAGCCUUGGAAAUUGAUCUUUUUGGUGAUUGGAUUGUUGAAUCUUGUUUGGUCGGUGGUUUUCCUUUGGUUGUGUCCUGACUCGCCAGAACAGGCCAAGUUUUUGACUGAGGAGGAGAAGGCGGUUUUGAUUAAACAUGUUGCUAGUAAUAACCAAGGCAUCAAGGCAAAGAAGUUUGAAAAGUACCAAGUUGUCGAAGCGUUGCGGGACAGUUCAGUGUUGAUGAUUGCUUUGGUGGGGUUGGCCUGUGGGGUGAUUAAUGGUGGAUCGUCAAAUUUCAUUUCUGCCUUGAUUAAAGGAUUUGGAUUUUCUGGGAUCCAAGCCACGGCGUUGCAAUUGCCUCUUGGUGCAAUUGAGUUGGUGUUUGUUAUAGUUGGAGGGAUCGUGUCAUUCACUAUCAAAAACACGAGAUGUUACGUCUUGUUUGUGUUUUGCAUUGCUCCAUUAGUCGGUCUCAUUGGCAUCCACACCAUAUCACUUGACCAUCGAUGGUCAUUGGUUGGAUGUUCUUUUUUACAGUUUAUCAUUGGUGGACCGGUGAUAAUGUGCUGGAUACUACUCAAUGCCAACGUUUCUGGAACCUCCAAGCGCACAAUUGCCAAUGGAAUUUGGUUCUUGUUGUAUGCCGCGGGGAACAUUGUUGGUGCCAAUAUCUUUUACACUAGAGAAGCACCAAAGUACAAGAGUGGUGUCAUUGGGUUGAUUACGUGUUACUGCGGUAUUAUGGUAUUGGCAAUAUGUAUUAGGUUGGUGUUGAUGAGAAGAAAUAGGAUCAAGAAUAAGUUGCAACACGGCCAAACUGAGGAACAAAAGGAACAAGCGAUAUUGAACGGGUUUAUGGGAAUGACAGAUUUUGAAAAUGAGGGGUUUAGAUAUUCUUUAUAG